AUGACUCUGAAUCAUAGAUCUUCGUUGAGGAUGUUGUAAAAAAUCAAAUAUGUAAAUCUCCAAAUUAAUUUAGAAAUUUCAACUGGAUUAUUAAACACAAUCAAGAAGGUGAAGAAUAAAUUUCAUUGUCCGUUAAAUGCAUAAGUCAUAAUAAGUGUUUUAGAUUAGAGUACUAAGAAUGAUCUAUUGACAUUCCAAAUGAUGGAAUAAUCUGAGGAACAGAUUCAGCAAUUUAUUCAUGGAGAUUGCGACACUAAUGCAUUAACAAACUUAGACUCUUUCUAUUUAUAAAGAAAACUGAGAAAUAUGAUACUGAAUGGCAUCGAAAUGAGAUAUGAAAAGAUACUCAUCGGCAGAUAUUAGAAUUAAUAAAGAAUGAUUGAUCCAGAACAUUCUGAUCUUGUGUAAUCAACUAUUCUUGAAGCUCCAUAACAUCUUAUUUCUUCUUCUUAACAAUCUCAAUAAUCUCAAUAAUCUUCGGAAUACUAACUGCUUCAAAAACAAAAGCUAAUCAGUCUCAAAUAGCAGGGCAGAAGCAGAAAUUUAUAAAGAGAUAGUUUGACUGUUAUCGUCAAACCUAAACUCAAUUCCAAACAUACUAUCAAUUCCCCUGAUGUAACCAAUGUCCAUAGCAAACCCACAUCUUAAUAUACAAAUCAAUUAACUUACAAUGUCUUCUCAAGCUUCAACAUAAUAUCUUACAAAGCCUACCAAUCAAUCAUAAUAAUCUGUCAAAGUCUCAAGCGUGUAAAAUCUAGAGGAAAAUUUGUCCCAAUUGGAGAUAAGUCCACAAUCAUCCUUGAAGUCGAUAAAAUCUAAAUCCGCCAUGGAUUCCUCACAUAUUAUAUCUUAGACUAAUCCUCCUAAGAUGUAGAAAAGUCAAAAAAUCAAAGAUUUAGUCAAAGUGUCUCAAGAAAAAUUGACCCUUCCUCAUUAGCAAAUUUAAUAAAAGGAGGAAUUAAUUCCUUCCAAAUAAUAAUAAAAGUCAUUUAAUGGUUCAUUGCUUUAAUAACCCAUUAUGGAAAAUAAAUUUAGUCUUUGAGUAUGUUUUCCUAUUCAUUACGAAUGAGAAACCAAGCUUUAGGCCAUAACAGAAGAUAAAACCUCGAUCAAUUCAAAAUAUUAGAAUAACUUAUUUAUGAUAAUGAUUUUCAAGAAUUCUCUGAACAUCUGUAAUAGGUGCCACAAAUGUAUAUAGACCGAAGAUUAGAGAACAAUGACACUUUAUUGAUUUUGGCUUCCAAAAGUGGAUGUAAAGAUAUGGUUAAAGAACUAAUUAAGAUGGGAGCAGACAUUAACAUUUAAAAUCAGGAUGAUGGAAAUACGGCUGUCCAUGUAGCUCUAUCAUAUGGCCAUUAUAAAAUUGCAGACAUACUCAUUAGAGCAGGAGCCAACACUAAUAUUCUAAAUAAUAUUGGUAAAAAUGCUUGGAGUAUAUUAUGA
This is a messenger RNA of Paramecium tetraurelia, 1443 nucleotides long. RefSeq lists its product as uncharacterized. NCBI's taxonomy places the organism in Eukaryota, Ciliophora, Oligohymenophorea, Peniculida, Parameciidae. Gene Ontology annotation, molecular function: protein binding. The record is from RefSeq and is a predicted model, not a curated record. The transcript is spliced from 4 exons.